Messenger RNA from Schizosaccharomyces cryophilus OY26, 459 nucleotides. RefSeq lists its product as uncharacterized. The transcript has a single exon. The record is from RefSeq and is a predicted model, not a curated record. Lineage: Eukaryota; Fungi; Ascomycota; Schizosaccharomycetes; Schizosaccharomycetales; Schizosaccharomycetaceae. Bases 129 to 449 code for a protein of 106 amino acids.
AAAAAAAAAGCGAGAUACCUGUUUCAGUCUUAUACUACAAAAGAUAUUUUAGAUAGAUGUUCUAUGAGCUUCCUUUUGGGUGAUACCUUAUACCUGGAUAUAAAAGCUUCGUCUCAGACUCAGAAUGAAUGUUUAUUAUUGCGAAUCUAAUCUCGAUUUUUACAUAUGAAAAGGUCCUUCACUUGUCAGGAAUGUCGAGCUUGUGUGUUUAUGUUGAUGAUGCUACCAAACAGAUGGAUGUAACUGCAUUUUUCAAAGCAGGUCCAUUGUUUUACACAAUUUCGGUCUUAUGCAGCUAUGACUCUUUGUUUCUUUCCUUUCUGUACUACCCAUACCACAUUUUCGUAGUUUCUGUUCCUUCGGUAAUGGAUCAACAGUCUUCCAUAAUGAACAAAUCCAUACAAACCUUUAGAUACCUUGACCUAUAUUGCAUUAUUUUCAUAUUAUAGUGAAUACUGC